Molecule: messenger RNA, 1344 nt
Organism: Poeciliopsis prolifica (blackstripe livebearer)
Lineage: Eukaryota; Metazoa; Chordata; Actinopteri; Cyprinodontiformes; Poeciliidae
Product: phospholipid scramblase family member 5
Exons: 8
Coding region: 249-1163 (304 amino acids)
Biological process (GO): plasma membrane phospholipid scrambling
Cellular component (GO): plasma membrane
Molecular function (GO): phospholipid scramblase activity
Source: RefSeq, a predicted model, not a curated record
UUCUAGAGCAACAAAAGCUGGAUCCGGCUGGUUGAGAUGGAAACGAAAGCCGGCAGGGAGACUAAGUUGGCGUGAGACGUCCAGAGAUCCACACACACAAAGCAAGGCAUUGGCUACAUAAAUAGUCACACACAGGUGGUCAUGAGGUGGGCGCUGAACUCCUCCUGAAAUUUAACGUUUGCCUGGUUGCUUCCAGCUCAUAGUUAGCUGACUAGAUGCAUGAAGGGUGACCGGUACAGGUGCACAUCAUGUCAGCAGUGACCUGUCAGCCUCCUCCUUUUGGUCCACUUGAGCGAGAGAAGCACAUCCAGGGCAUCUUCAGGGCUUUCAAGAAUCGAUGCGGGCCUUCCUGUGAGUGCCAGACUCAAGUGGAAGACACCGAGUCCCGCCAAGUGCUUCCUGAGGUGGAAUCUAAAAAACACAGUUCAGAUCUCAGGCCUCAUGGUGGGAUACGGGAAACGUGCAUGCAGCCACCACCACCGAAGACGCCCGAGGAGGUGGAGCAGGACCUUAAUGAUGAAGCAGGACUGCAGUUUUUGUCUGUGUUAGAGACAGUCAGGCAGAUACAUGUCACUGCAAGGCCCGACAUACGGGGUCCACAGUGUGUUUCCAGAAAGAUUUACAGCAUCACCACUGGAAGUAGCAAGUCACAGAUGUUUGUGGCUGUGGAGGAGAGCUCUUGUAUGUGCCUCCAUUUCUGUGGCCCGGCUCGGGCCUGCUCCCUGCAGGGGUUUGACUAUCAGGGGCAGCAGGUCUUUUACUUUGAAAGGCCCCUCAGGGUGGAUGCCUGCUGCUUGGGCUGCUGCCUGAUGGAGAUGAGGGCAUAUUCACCUAAGAAACAUCUCAUUGGCACUGUAUGCCAGAGGUGGAGCAUGUUUACCCCUCUCCUGGAGGUCUGCGGCCCACAAUUAGCCUCCAGAAUCCAAAUUCAGGGCCCCUGUUGCCCCUUCCGCUGCUUCUCCGACCAACAAUUUCAGAUUGUUUCCAACAUUGGAGAGCAAAUAGGUACAAUAUGGAAGAAGUGGCCUGGCUUCAGCAAUGAAUGUAACACGGAUCAUGAAUAUUUUGGCUUGGAGGUGCCGCAGAGCUUGGAGCCACAUACGAAACUCCUGCUUCUGGCAGCUACGUUCUUACUGAACCACAUGUUCUUUGAGAUGAGCUGAAAACCAAAAAAUAAGAAAGACACCUUAUGUAAGUCACCAGCUAUUUGGACAGCCAAGCUCCUCUGAUGGAAAAGACAAAGGCAGGAAGAAAACACUGGAUUCUUCUUCUACAGCUACUGUUUUGUUCCAGCUUUCAAUAGUGCAGAAAAAAACUGAGCCAGCCUUAGCAGCAGAUGCAUAU